Meloidogyne enterolobii is the source of this 291-nucleotide messenger RNA. Lineage: Eukaryota; Metazoa; Nematoda; Chromadorea; Rhabditida; Meloidogynidae. The record is from the annotation of a GenBank genome assembly.
GGAGGAAGAAAAUUUAAUUUUAAUAAAACUGAGAAGCUAAAUUCGAGAAAAAAUGGGGACGAAUUUUUUGUUGAUUUUGCUAUGAUUCUUUACGAUGGUGUUUAUAAUAGUUGUAAUCCUGAGAUGUCUGAACAGCUGUAUUCUAAAAAUUUUUGUUAUGAUGAAGAAAAAUAUUUUCAAAAUUAUUGCGAUUUGGAUAAGAUGAGUAAACCGAUUAAUGCUACAUUUGAUGUAAGUCAACCUUCAAACGGAUGGAUUAAGGGUUAUUUGAGAGGAUAUCAGUGGAUAUGA